Messenger RNA from Esox lucius (northern pike), 1381 nucleotides. RefSeq names its product heat shock protein family, member 7 (cardiovascular) (gene hspb7). The record is from RefSeq and is a predicted model, not a curated record. The coding region runs from base 178 to 657 and encodes 159 amino acids. NCBI's taxonomy places the organism in Eukaryota, Metazoa, Chordata, Actinopteri, Esociformes, Esocidae. Gene Ontology annotation, cellular component: nucleus; cytoplasm. The transcript is spliced from 4 exons. Gene Ontology annotation, biological process: heart development.
CACUGUGUGACUAUGCUCGUGGACACAGUAACGAAGAAAGUUAACUGAAAGGCAGAAACAGACACACACACACAAACACGUCUUCACACAGAGGAACAGAAAAUAGAAUCUUACAAACCACACGAGGAGGGGAUAUUGGGGAUACUUUUCCAACCUCUCCUGCAGAAUUAGUCAUCGAUGAGUGCGACAAACUCCUCUGCCUACCGAUCGGAGCGCAGCUUCCAGCAAACCUCUUCUUCAGCCUCCUCCUCCAACAACCCAUACAUGGAGAAAAGCAGGGGACUCUUUGCAGAGGACUUUGGUUCUUUUAUGCGUCCUGGAACUGAUGCCUUGGGGUUUCCCAGUCGGACAGGGACAACAGGCAAGAUCAAAACAAUGGGUGACAGUUAUCAGUUCACAGUGGAUGUCCAAGACUUUUCUCCAGAGGAUGUCAUCGUCACCACCUCAAACAACCAGAUUGAAGUUCAUGCAGAAAAGUUGGCGGCGGACGGUACAGUGAUGAACACGUUCACCCACAAGUGCCAGCUGCCUGAGGAUGUGGACCCCACCUCUGUGACAUCAUCACUGGGUUCUGAGGGAACACUGACUGUCAAGGCCCGCAGACACCCAUCCAAGCAUGAGCUAACACAGACCUUCCGCACAGAGAUAAAGAUCUAACCAGACAGACUGGACUCCCACAUGCGCCCGCUCCCUCACUGCCUGUAUUUUGGGAUGCUGAAAUGUAUUUUCUUUCCCCAUUUCAUUUCUUUAUUAUUUUGCCAGUCAGUUCUGCCGUUGAAGCUGGAUCUUUUUUAUGUAUGUUUUCUUCUGCUAUACCACUUCCUCGCACAUCACAUCCUUCAGUAUAUAGUGUCAGUAGUUUGACAGUAGUUUGCCUACUCUGUUCUUUUUUUUUCUAAACGUUAUCACACAACUGCUCGACAUACACGUAUACAUGCAUGUAUAUACACACACACAUGUCCUAUCCAUUCAUCAAUUGUGUUACUUCUUCUGUUGAACUCCACAUGUAGUGUACUGCUAUCAUAAUAAUACAAAACAUUAUCUUAGUUGUGUGAAUGAAAUAGUAGAAAAAGGUAUUUCCCCUACUGAGAAUAUAACCUGCUGUGUACAUCAAUCUACAAUAUUAACAAAAGGUUCCUGGUGUUUUCUUUAAGGUUCCACUGUUUUCUGGGGGGAACCCCUAUAAGUUCUUACAUUUUGUAGUGUUUGGUGAUCAAACAAGUUUCCAGUUAACGUAUAACAUAGGUGUAGGAUGGUAAAUUCCAUUAAUUUCAUUUUUCUAUUUUAAAGAUGAAUAACGAAACUGUCAUACAACAGUAUUUAUACCUUGUUUUUUUGUGGUUUAUGUGAAAUAAAAAACAUCCUUUUUGACAAUGGUUUA